AUGAAAAAGGAGAUUAUCUUCGUUUGCCAAUAUGGAUAUAUUUCUCUUGUCACAGAUCAUAAAAAUUUGACAGUUAAAGAUGACAACUCAUUAUAUAGAUUCCAGGCUGCCAAUAUGAACAUAGGGUUCUGGUUCUCUGUGCAGGAACGGCGGCACUGUUCGCUGAAACAAGUUCCUAAAAAAGUUGAGAUCUACGAGGAAUUUCUUGCAACUGGUGCUUCAUCUGGAGCAGCCGCGGUCGUAACCACAAGUGCUGGAAAAGGGAGAGGAAGUGAUAGGAGCCUCACCGAAGCAGCUCAUGAGGUUCCUUUCUGCUUCACUUCCAAAGUGCCUCUUUCUUCUUCCCAAUCUCAUCUUCACGAACUUCCAGUUCGGGAUAGUGGGGUGAGUCCAGAGAAAACUUUGCCCAAAAUGGAUGCUUGCAAAGGUGGACUGCAGGUUCCUGGAUCAUCAGUGAUGUGA
Molecule: messenger RNA, 462 nt
Organism: Nezara viridula (southern green stink bug)
Lineage: Eukaryota; Metazoa; Arthropoda; Insecta; Hemiptera; Pentatomidae
Source: the annotation of a GenBank genome assembly